This is a messenger RNA of Cooperia oncophora, 852 nucleotides long. Lineage: Eukaryota; Metazoa; Nematoda; Chromadorea; Rhabditida; Trichostrongylidae. The record is from the annotation of a GenBank genome assembly.
AUGCAAGGACGCAUUACCAAAGUACUCAACAUGAAGCCUCACGAGAUUUUGGGCAUGAUCGAAGAAGCCGCCGGAACUAAAUUGUAUGAAGCCAAAAGAACUCUGGCUUUGAACACAAUCCAUAAAAAGCAGUCCAAAGUUGAUGAGAUUGAAAAGCUGAUGGCCGAGGACAUUUUGCCCCAAUUAGAGAAACUACAAAGGGAUAAGCAGAAUUUUCUGGAGUAUAAUAACUGCGAUCGCGAAAUUGAGCGUCGAGAGCGAAAACUCACAGCAUUCACCUACUACAUGUCUUUGAUGAACUCCGAGCACUGCGAGAAAGUUGCUGUGGAAAAAGCAGAAGAAAUCAAAUCACUGGAAGGUGAACUAAGGGAAAUUGAAGCUGUCCUAGAGUCCCAACAGGAAGAUCUCACUCGGCGUGAACUAAGGGAAAUUGAAGCUGUCCUAGAGUCCCAACAGGAAGAUCUUACUCGUGUGGAGGAUGCUAAGAAAAGAGCGUUUUAUUAUUGGGAGGGAAACGUUGCUGAGGAGCUCGCAAGAAUUGAAGCAUGUGAUGAGGAAAAACGUGAAUGUAAAGAAUCUUUUGGAGAGAUUCUAACAGAAUAUGAAGAGAAGCGGAAAUCUCUGAACAACGAAAUCAAGCAAAUGAAGAAGAAGGAGGCUGAUCUAGCUAAGUGGGAGAACGAAAUAGGAUCAAAGGAGGAAGCUUUCAAAACUGCUGAAGAGCUGGCAGUGAAGGCUCGUGAAAAGCUAAACGCAGUUGCGCAAGGCAUGACGACAGAUGACAGUGGCAAUGCUAUCAGUGUCGAAGAGCAAAUCACAGGUCAGUGUUUCAGGGAGUUGUUACUUCACUGA